CAGAAGGGUUUAUUGUGUCUCUCCGUCUGGAGCCGAAAAUUGUAUUCGAUUUCUCCAUUUCAAAAUUGAAAUAGCAGAACGCUGAAAUGGCUGGAGGAAAGGCUGGAAAGGACAGUGGAAAAGCUAAGGCAAAAGCAGUGUCUCGCUCACAAAGGGCCGGCCUGCAGUUCCCAGUGGGUCGUAUCCACAGACACUUGAAGACCCGUACUACAAGCCAUGGCCGUGUUGGGGCAACAGCAGCUGUCUACAGUGCAGCCAUCCUUGAGUACCUCACUGCGGAGGUGUUGGAGUUGGCGGGUAAUGCCUCUAAAGACCUGAAGGUGAAGCGUAUCACCCCUCGUCACUUGCAGCUGGCCAUCCGUGGGGAUGAGGAGUUGGACUCUCUCAUCAAGGCCACCAUCGCUGGAGGAGGUGUGAUCCCCCAUAUCCACAAGUCCCUGAUUGGGAAGAAGGGGCAGCAGAAGACGGCAUAGAAGCCAGAGCUACCUGGAUGCCAUGGCUCAGCCCCUGCUCUGACAGAGCAGACAGAGGGCUGGCCAUGAAUUCCGCUUUUUAUUAUUUUUAUUUUUUAUUUUUCCUUUUUUUUUAUUGUAGUUAAAGAUGAGUGAUUGUUAGGUUUUUGCGUUGUAAAGUUUUAAAAACUAGAAAAAAAAGCUAAAAAUUAUUUGUACGUUAUUUUAGAUUAUUUGACUGACCGGAAUCAUCUUUGUCAAGUUGUGACCGCAAAUUUGUUUGAUUGGC
Messenger RNA from Megalops cyprinoides (Indo-Pacific tarpon), 741 nucleotides. Its product is annotated as histone H2A.V. Gene Ontology annotation, cellular component: nucleosome. The record is from RefSeq and is a predicted model, not a curated record. The transcript has 5 exons. The coding region runs from base 87 to 473 and encodes 128 amino acids. Gene Ontology annotation, molecular function: DNA binding; structural constituent of chromatin; protein heterodimerization activity. NCBI's taxonomy places the organism in Eukaryota, Metazoa, Chordata, Actinopteri, Elopiformes, Megalopidae.